Molecule: messenger RNA, 2703 nt
Organism: Perognathus longimembris pacificus (Pacific pocket mouse)
Lineage: Eukaryota; Metazoa; Chordata; Mammalia; Rodentia; Heteromyidae
Product: golgin subfamily A member 2-like
Exons: 4
Coding region: 1-2703 (900 amino acids)
Biological process (GO): Golgi organization
Cellular component (GO): Golgi cisterna membrane; Golgi apparatus; Golgi cis cisterna
Source: RefSeq, a predicted model, not a curated record
AUGUGGAUAGGGCUGCAGGAGCAGCUCUCAUCAGGACUCCACCCAUUGUGCCUGGAUCACAAGUUUCUGGCCACACCCUCUGUUAUUUCACACUUUUCUCUGACCAAUGGGAUGCCAGACUUGGGGCCACACCCAUAUCCUCUGCUGCCUAAUAGCCCUGGUAUUCCCUCUGUUGGCUUACACCACUCCCAGCCGUUGAGGGAGGUGGAGGUGGCCGAGUGGUGUCAGCGAAAAUCAAUUUCAGACCGCCUGGGAAUGUGGCGAUUCUGUCUUGCCUGCUGCCCCAGGGCUCGAAGGUCUGAACAAUCGAGAGAAAAUGAAACAGCUGCAGCAAAUCAACGACGGCAAGAAAACCAGCAGAAUUGUCCUGCAAGUGCACCUGCACAAUUGAACACAAAGAAGAAACCGAUCAAGGGCGAUCAUCCCAAGAGAAACACCACUGGGUAUGGUCAAUCAACUGAGCCUACUGCCAAAAAGCACGCCUCCCCUGAGCCUGUCCUGCCUUUGUGCAGCUGGAGACCUUCCUCCAGGGUGGAGAGUCUCACAGCUCCCAAGAACACCGAGGAGCUGCAGAGGCACUACCAACACCUGCUGCUUACCCUGCACUCCAGAAAGUUACGAAACCAACAGCUCUCCAGUGAGCUCCACCAACUGAAGAAAGAAAAGAAACACCUGCAGCAUGAACACCGAAGAGAGAAUUGCAGGAGAGCCCAAGAGAACGAGGCACUGCAAACAGAAUUGGAAGCUCACAAGCUAGCCAUACAGAUGUUGGUUUCUGAAGAACCCAAUUUACGCUGUGCCCUGGCUCGCAUCCAGCUGGUGGUUAAGGAGAAACUAAGGGAGCAGGAAGGCUCAUUUAGUCACCACCCACCACGCCACCAGCGGGCUGCACAGCAGCAUGUUGGACAGCAAGAGAUAGCAUUGUCCCCAGUCACCACCCAACGGGUUGACACUCAAAAAAAGAAGCUCCAGCUCCUGGAAGACCAGGAGAAGAGCAGAAUUUCUGAUUUGGAGGAAAUCAACAGCGAAUUACAAAGGAAACUGGAAGUCCUCUGGACCCAAAAGCUCAACAUGCAGAGCAGAAUUCAGAAGCUGCAAAAGGCAUCAGAGGAGCGGGCAGUGCUGAAACGGCAAGUGGACAACCUGAGAAGGGUGGUGAAGACCAUGAGGUCAGAAAGGGACAACGUUGCCAUGUCCCUGAGGAGGGAGAGUGCCCUGUGGGAGGACAUGGUUAGAGAACACCUGGCAGAGCUGCAGCCCCCUGCAGGACCAGCUCAGGCUGCGCAGCAGCUGCAGACCCAGGCCUUGCAGAUGCAGGACGAGUUAAAGGACCUGAAGCAACAGCUGCAAUCUCAACUGCAGGAAAACCACAGCCUCCGUCUCCAGAACCUGGAGCAACAGGAGCGGCUGUGGAGACUGGAACAGGCAGCCGAGGAAGCCAUUCCUAGGCCUGCCAAGGAUCGGGACACGGAGACCGCGACAUGCACACAUGUGCAAGACAGAGAGAUGCAAGACCAGCUGGCCCAGCUGCACGACGCUGCCUACCGGCUGAGCGCUGAGAAGGAGGAGCUCGCCAGCGCCCUGAGCGCAGAGCAAAUCCUGAAGAAACAGCUGCAGGAGAAGCUGGAGCAGCAGGAGAAGGAUUUCCAGAAAUGGAAAGAGGUGGCGAAGAGAGCGAGCCAGGAAGCUCAGGAGCUGCAGGAGCUGCAGGGCCAAUACCGGACACAGCUGCAGGAACUCAGAGCCACCUGCGAUCAGCACACAGCCUCCAAUCGGCAGCUGAGCUCAGAAAAGGAGGCCCUGCAGGAGCACCUGCAGAGGCAGACCCAGCUGCUGGAGCAGCUGAAGCAGGAGCAAAUACAGAGCACGUUGCUGGCCCAGACAGAAAGGGAACAGUUGCAGGACACUCUCCAAUGCCUGGAAGCAGCAUGGCAGCAGAACGAGCAACUGCAGGCCAAGCUGAGCGUCCUGGGUUCCCCUCCAGAAGGCCAAGGAGUGAGUAAUGCGGAAGAAAGGGGGGAGGAGGCAACCCCACUCGACGUGACCGUCCCUGACGAUGUAGAGAGCCCUCAAGUAAUGAGGGAUUUUUAUCAAAAUGCACUCUCAGCUGCUGAAGCCAAAGAGGUAAAACUCCGCCAGCAGCUGCUGGAGCAGCAGAGGAAGCAGGACACACAGGUGCCCAAGAGGGAGCUGCAAAUCUGCUUCAGCCCCGACCUGCCUGACAAGGUGGACUUCCAGAGUGCAGCAGAUGGCCUGCAACAGCGAUGCAGCCGGCUGUCAGAGCACAUCGCCGCCAUCGAAAACUCCCUCAUUGCCUGCAGAGAGCAGAUAGAAACCCUGGAGACCCUGCAUCAAGAGAAAUGGGAGCAAGUCGAUCUACUGUCCCAGGAGAAACAAAAGAAGAAGCAGGAGCUGCAGGAGUUGCUGUUGCAGCUUGCAGGUAAAGUCGUGACAUGCCAGGACAAGAUGCAGGGAGACACCGAGCCCCCUGCUGCUGACACCACUUCAGACUUGGCAGGCCCCAUGAAGACUGAAUGUAGCAAGGAGGAUGAUGGUAGCAAGGAUUAUGACGUGGAACCAUCCACAGUAGAGGCUGAGGUGCCGUGCCCCCUAGAGCCGUCCACCACACAGCUUGGGGGCAUGGGCAAUGAACGCCCCAUCACCUUCUGGUGCAAACUGAAGAACAUGAUGAAUAUCCAAUAA